Molecule: messenger RNA, 708 nt
Organism: Etheostoma cragini (Arkansas darter)
Lineage: Eukaryota; Metazoa; Chordata; Actinopteri; Perciformes; Percidae
Gene: supt4h1
Product: SPT4 homolog, DSIF elongation factor subunit
Exons: 5
Coding region: 136-489 (117 amino acids)
Biological process (GO): chromatin organization; positive regulation of DNA-templated transcription, elongation; mRNA processing
Cellular component (GO): nucleus; DSIF complex
Molecular function (GO): RNA polymerase II complex binding; zinc ion binding
Source: RefSeq, a predicted model, not a curated record
AAUAGGGACCCCUCUGUGCUGGUCUUUUGGGUCCUCACAGCCUGUGACGUAAUACCCCAGCGACUGAGCCAGGUUCAAAACAAUCCGUUUGAUAUUCGGGUAUUACAGUGGUAUUUUCUCCAGGAGCUCAACACAAUGGCGUUGGAAACGGUCCCCAAAGACCUCCGCCAUCUGCGAGCCUGUCUCCUCUGUUCUUUAGUGAAGACCAUUGACCAGUUUGAGUACGACGGCUGUGACAACUGCGAGUCGUACCUUCAGAUGAAGGGCAACCGAGAGAUGGUUUAUGAAUGCACAAGUUCCUCGUUUGAUGGCGUGAUAGCCAUGAUGAGUCCCGAGGACAGCUGGGUGGCUAAGUGGCAGAGGAUAGGCAACUUCAAGCCAGGUGUGUAUGCGGUGUCGGUGACAGGGAGACUUCCUCCAGGCGUGGUGAGAGAGCUGAAAAGCAGAGGAGUGAUCUAUAAAUCCAGAGACACAGCGGUGAAGACGUGAACGUGGUCUGACUAGAACGGGGUCCCACUGCAGCUCCAGGGAGACGUAACAGCGGGACUCAAUGUGAUCGUGUGUGUGAUGUCUUACCCUCUCCAGCUGUUCAAUUUUGGUUUGUUGUGAUUAGAAAUAUUAGCAUGGAUGCUUACACAGAGAGAAGUGGAUAUUUUUUAUUUCUUUUGAGUAAUUGAGAAAAAAAUAAAGGUCUGUUUUGAUUAGAAA